AUGGCUGAUCGCUUCCCCUCCUUGGAGGACUUCUCUGAGGGCCAGACUGAGGUCGUCGAGAAGAACAGCGCUUCUGAGGAUGACUUCCUCGCCCGUGAGCGCGCCGCUCUUGGAGAGGAUGCCGACCAAUUCGCUACCCCUCAGGACCACAUUGCGGCCGUCGGCAGCGGAGAUGACCUACUGGGCGGAGGUGACGACACCCCCGCAGAGGAGCUUGGACAAUUUGAGUCUUCCUUCCCCUCGGUAGAGACCCAGGCACAGAACGAGCGAGUUGCCCCUGGCGGUACAAUCACCGGAACCGGUUCCCCUUUCCCUGCCACUGGAUCUGCUUCUCUGGAGGACGAUGAGGAGGAGCCUGAGCCUAUUCGUCUGUGGCGUGAAAAGCGCGAUGCCGAGCUCGCCCGUCGCGCUGAGAUUUCCCAGGAGAAGAAGGAAGCCACCCUCCGCAAGGCCAAGCAGGAUAUCGACGACUUCUACGUUGCCUACAAUAACAAGAUCGACAAGCAAAAGGCCCAGGCCCGCGCCGAGGCUGAACAGUUCCUGGCCAGCCGCGAGGACACCUCUGCUGGUGGUACCUCUUGGGAGCGCAUUGCCAAGCUGGUCGACGUUUCGGGCAAGGGCUCCGCUGGCGGCGACAGCAGCUCUGGCAAGCAUCGUUUCCGUGAGAUGCUGGUCGAUCUGCGGAAGGAUAAGGAUGCCCCCGGUGCCAGCGGUGUCUAA
Molecule: messenger RNA, 720 nt
Organism: Penicillium subrubescens
Lineage: Eukaryota; Fungi; Ascomycota; Eurotiomycetes; Eurotiales; Aspergillaceae
Product: clathrin light chain CLC1
Exons: 4
Coding region: 1-720 (239 amino acids)
Biological process (GO): intracellular protein transport; clathrin-dependent endocytosis; clathrin coat assembly
Cellular component (GO): clathrin coat of coated pit; plasma membrane; clathrin coat of trans-Golgi network vesicle
Molecular function (GO): clathrin heavy chain binding; structural molecule activity
Source: RefSeq, a predicted model, not a curated record